Molecule: messenger RNA, 2187 nt
Organism: Symbiodinium natans
Lineage: Eukaryota; Dinophyceae; Suessiales; Symbiodiniaceae
Source: the annotation of a GenBank genome assembly
AUGGCACCCUGCCAGCGAUGCGGCGUGGGAAACAGGAGUGGACGAGGACAGGGAUGGUGCAGCAACCCACAAUGCCGCCAAGCCGAACAGGAAGAGCGGUUAGCCCAGCAGAGCGCAGAGAAAAGAGCUCGACAGCAAGAGCGAGCAGCGCAAGGAGCAGGCAGCCGUGGACCUGUUUCUAUCACAAUGAGCACGCGAGGAAAGAAGCGUGAGCUGCAGGCCAAGACGGUGGAGGAGGGAGUGGGCAGCCGUGGACCCAUGCCUGGCUCAGGGGGACGCCCAGAAGAAGCAGAAAGUGAGCGGACACAGAGGCGUGAGCUGCAGGCCGAGAGGGCCAAGGAGGGACUGGGCAGCCGUGGACCCAUGCCUGGCUCAGGGGGACGCCCAGAAGAAGAAGAAAGUGAACGGACACAGAGGCGUGAGCUGCAGGCCGAGAGGGCCAAGGAGGGAGUGGGCAGCCGUGGGCCCAAGCCUGAGGAAGAGAGCCAUCGAACACACAGGCGUGAGCUGCAGGCUGAGAGGGCAGAGGAGGGAGUGGGCAGCCGUGGACCCAAGCCUGAGGAAGACAGCUAUCGAACACACAGGCGUGAGCUGCAGGCUGAGAGGGCAGAGGAGGGAGUGGGCAGCCGUGGACCCAUGCCUGGCUCAGGGGGACGCCCAGAAGAAGAAGAAAGUGAACGGACACAGAGGCGUGAGCUGCAGGCCGAGAGGGCAGAGGAGGGAGUGGGCAGCCGUGGACCCAUGCCUGGCUCAGGGGGACGCCCAGAAGAAGAAGAAAGUGAACGGACACAGAGGCGUGAGCUGCAGGCCGAGAGGGCCAAGGAUGGAGUGAGCAGCCGUGGGCCCAAGCCUGAGCAAGAGAGCUAUCGAACACACAGGCGUGAGCUGCAGGCUGAGAGGGCCGAGGAGGGAGUGGGCAGCCGUGGACCCAAGCCUGAGGAAGACAGCUAUCGAACACACAGGCGUGAGCUGCAGGCCGAGAGGGCCGAGGAGGGCAUGGGUAGCCGCGGGCCAAAGCCUGUUGCAACAGAGCUCCAGCAGCAAGGCUAUCCCUUUCCAGACGAGGAUGUGCUGAGUCCCGAACGUGCACAGGCCGACUACCGUGCCUUCACUCGAAGCUGGGGAAGGUUCGGAUUGUCCAGGAUAUGUGAGGAAUGCCGAAUCUUCACGACAGGCAAGUACUGCAGACCGGCCAAAUCGACAGGAAAGAUGUUGUGCAAGAAUUGUCGAGAAAAGACUGCCAAGAUCCUUUUGCCGAUCCUGCCACCCAUCCCCGAGGCGCUCCAGCAUCUCCAGCCUAUCGAGCAGCACCUGAUCGCCAUGGCCCGAAUCUCCCAAGUGUUGCUCGACAAGCUACCUUCGGGCGGCCCAAGCGCUCAAUGGGGCCGAAUGUAUGCAGUGCUGGUGGACGACCCCUUCAUCUGCGAUGUCCUGGAAGGAGCCACACUUGAGGAAGACGGCACCGUCCUGGUGGAAGGAGUGCAGGGCAAGACCGCUUCCCCAGCUCGUCUCGACUGCUUACACAAGGCCUUGCAAGAGCUGAAAACGCAGCACCGCCUCUACCAGGCAAACCCGGCAGUGGACAGAGCCUUGACAAGAAUGGAAAGCAUCCUGGCUGGAAAAGCGCAGCCAUGCACAAGCGCAGCAGCAAUGACAGCCCACGAAACCUCCCAAGAGCGCCAAACGGGGGAGUCCGGUGGCUCACACUCCUCGGCCUUGGGGGGCGAAGCGCAACACUCGGAAGACGCAGCGGCCUCUGUUGAAACGAUGGAAGAGAAGGAAGACAAGCUGCAGAUGACGUACCUGAUCCCCAAAGAGCUGAAAACGCCCAGAGCGGAAACCGUGGAGCUGCAGAAAGCCCGGGGCACGGCGGAGCUCACGGACGACAUGGACGUGAAGUUCUUCCCACAUCUAUUUUCCACGGGCACAGGCGGAUGGCAGAAUGGAUAUGGCAGCUUCUCCCAGUACGCUCGCAAGCGUCUUCUCGGCUCGGACCCGCGUUUCGAGUCAUCACCGGCCUACAUCAUGUGGCUUCUCGAAAUGCACCUGAAGAAGCGUCUCUCCGGCAACAUCAAUGUGAGGAUCGGCAACCAGCAGGCUCCAGGUGGGAAGACCAAAUACCAAGAGGGCAAAGGUCAGGUGUUUACAGCCCUGAGGGACAUCCCCGGCACCAGCUCAUACGUCUAC